GAGAGAGAGAGAGAGAGAGAGAGGGACGCUGCUGCCAAGACAGAAGCAGCAGCAGCAGCAGCAGCCUGCGCAGUUAAUAAAACGGCACAGUCUCCUCUUCUGCGCGGCAUGAGGGGUUUCACCUAGACUGCGCACUGACUCUGCAGGGUUCACCGCUGCGGCUGCGUAGUUUGUUAGGCACCAACAAAACAAACAAACACAAGCAAGCUCGUUCCGGACCUGUGCAGGAAUUUGACAGCGGAAUUCAGUCUAACCGGUGGCUGACCACAGCUCUUACUGUCCCUCCCCUCCGGACAGCCCCGCUCUGUGGCCUUGUAGCAGGACAUGGGAAAUGUAAACAGAAGUCGGGCUGGAUUUUAAACUACGCACACUUCCCACGUCCUCAUCCUCCUCCCGCCUCCUCCUCCUCCUCCCGGGCUGUCCGAGAUGGAGAUGGAGAUGGAGAGGGAGAGGGUCGAGCCGGAGCAGGAGGGAGAGGCAGACCCGCCCAUGCACAGCGUCCACGGAACCAACCGGAUCAGACCGUCCUCAUACCGGGCCCUGCGCAGCGCCGUGUCCAGCCUGGCUCGCCUAGAUGACUUCAGCUGUGAGAAGAUCGGCGCAGGGUUCUUUUCAGAGGUGUUCAAGGUGCAGCAUCGUGUGUCGGGCCAGGUCAUGGCUCUGAAGAUGAACAUCCUGGCCAGUAACAGAGCCAACAUGCUCAGGGAGGUCCAGCUCAUGAACCGACUAUCGCACCCUAACAUACUCAGGUUUAUAGGAGUGUGUGUCCAUGAGGGGCAGCUCCACGCUCUCACAGAGUUCAUCAACGGUGGUAACUUGGAGCAGUUGUUGGGCAGCGACAUGUACUUGUCGUGGAGCCUGCGUCUCAGCCUGGCUCUAAACAUCGCCCAAGGGCUGAAGUACCUGCACAGCAAGGGCAUCUUCCACAGGGACCUCACCUCCAAGAACUGCCUGGUGCGCUGGGAAGGCCGCGUGUGCUCGGCCGUGGUGGGAGACUUUGGCUUGGCGGAGAAGAUCCCAGAUUACAGUGAGGAAGAAGACCAGGAGCCUCUGGCUGUUGUCGGCUCCCCCUACUGGAUGGCUCCGGAGGUGCUCAGAGGGGAGGUGUAUAAUGAGAAGGUGGAUGUGUUUGCGUAUGGGAUCAUCCUGUGUGAGAUUAUUGCGAGGAUACAGGCCGACCCUGACAUCCUGCCACGCACUGAGGAUUUUGGUCUGGAUGUGGAGGCCUUUCAGCAGAUGGUUGAAGACUGUCCUCCUGACUUCCUGAAACUGGCGAUCACCUGCUGUAAUAUGAAUGCAAAGCUCCGUCCAUCCUUUUCCCAAAUUGUGUUGGAGCUGGAGAGGAGGCAGGCGGAGAGGAAACAGAAGGACGAACCAGCAGUGAAAGCUGUUUCUCCAUCGGUUGGCCCUCUGCGACGGAGAUCUCUCUGCCUCCCAUCAGAUCCCCGUCUCUCCCGCAGCAAAUCUGACAUGCUCCACCCCCAGGACUUGUCCCCCAUUCCUUUGGCACCUCCUGCUCGGGUUAACCCUUUCUCUCUGAGGGAGGACCUCAAAGGUGGCAAGAUCAAGCUGUUUGACACUCCCAGCAAGUCAGUCAUCUCCCUGACCUUCACCCUGCCCCCUCCGCCAGACUCCUGUGAUGAGUCCUCUGGGUCUGAGGCUGACGGUAGCGUCCUGCUAAGGAGGCACAGACGCUGCCACUCACUGCCCUGUACGCCUCCUCCUCACCUCACAUCAGCACCAAACACUGUCCUCACUGAGGAGGAGUCCCAGUCUGAGAUAGACACUGUAGACUGUGAACUAAAUGUAAUGAGUGAGGAAGAGAGACUGCUAGGAGAAGAGAAGCAGACUGGGGAGGAGAGUGAGACUAACCUGGCAGGUGAUUCAGGUCUUCCGCUGUCUCUUGAACCGCUGUCGUUGGACCAAGAGAAAGAAGGGGAGGAGGAGCCCAUGGACUGCACCAGCUCCCCGGACUCACAAGACAGCACAUCAUCUCCUUACUCCAAACUCUCCUCUCCUCCAUCCCACUCCUCGACUCCCCUCCAGCCCUCCACUCCUCCCUUCUCAAACGGCUGGGGGUCAGCCAUCUCCAACGGGCCCCCGUGCCUGCCUCCUCUUUCUAAUUUGGACAACAACAACGUGGUCGUGAACCGACCGCAGGGUUGGAGCGACAGCACCACCAACACUGGCGCCACAACCAACAACAACGGCUUUCACUCCCCUGCCAGCGACCCCGCCGGUUCCUCCCCGUUUGGCUCGGGCAGCGGUCACUCUCUGGACCAGGAGGAGGUGAUCUCCUGUCCCGGCUGCUGCCUGUCUGGCCUUCGCUUCCCCUCAGUGUGUCUCAGAGCUCCACCACGCAGAAACCCCUACAAGAACCUGAACGGGGAUCACGCAGCCUCUCAUGGGCUGCUUUGCCCAGGACCCAAGGGGCUGCCACCCUCCCCAACACCUACUACCACCACCACCAGCUUGGAGCCGGGACUCGCCUUGCCAGGGGCAAAGACAUAAUAAACCCGGCUUUCUCAACACCAAAUACACACAGAAAAGACACUGGGUUUAAAGCUCUGCACCAAAACCUCUUCCCUGGAAAUUAAGUUCUUAAAAUUUGCACAGAUUUGAACGCAGCAAUACCCUGCUUAUUUUUCCAGACAUGCUUUUUGGUGCAGAAGAGGGUCUGAUUGAGAGUCCAGUUUACCUAGAAUACACUCCUUGACUGAUGAAAGCUUUGGGGACUGACUCUGUUUUUAAGAAGCUGGUAUAUUUUGCUGGAGACUUGUUGUGUGUUGUGUCGCCCUCUGCUGGGCCGAGGGCGACACAGCUUCAGAUGUCAGACGUGCCUGCGUAGAUCUGACUGACGAUUGGCCGCUCUCCAGAACUGUUCAGCAUGUAAACACAUACACACACACAGUUUGGGGCCGGGUCGGUUAGAUCCUGUAUAUCCGCAGAUGUAAAAUUUCAUUUGAGUCAUGAUGAUGGUGAUGCUGAAAUGAGGAAUGUUAAGCUUAGUAUUAUAACUGUUGCAAUUAUUAUUUUUGAUGUUUGGUGCUGUUUUGAAUGAACAGGCAGAUUUGCUUUAAUGUCUUUAAUUAUCAAGAGGUGUAUGAUGCACUCUUUGUGUGUGUGUGUGUGAGUGUGACAUGAAAAUGUGUGAGCAUGUUUAUAAAGAGCUGGAGGAUUCAGUGUGAGAGGUGUGUGUUGUGAGAGAGAGAGUGAGUAAGGGAAGAUAAGAGUGUGUGAUGUACACCGUUAUUUUGACUAUUUUUGUUGCUGUAUGAUCUAUCGGCCCUUUCUGGUUGCCUGGUUAAGCACUUCAUCUGUAUUACUGUUGUUAAUAAGGAAACUAUUGAUAUCAUUAUUUCUUUUGGGAAUGAAUGGUCAAAGACCUGCUUAAGAGAUGUACAGAUUCUUAUUAUUUAAAGAUGGCAUUGAAUAAAAAGAGAGAACGCA
Molecule: messenger RNA, 3450 nt
Organism: Scomber japonicus (chub mackerel)
Lineage: Eukaryota; Metazoa; Chordata; Actinopteri; Scombriformes; Scombridae
Gene: tesk1b
Product: testis associated actin remodelling kinase 1b
Exons: 11
Coding region: 427-2511 (694 amino acids)
Biological process (GO): positive regulation of stress fiber assembly; protein phosphorylation; actin cytoskeleton organization
Cellular component (GO): cytoplasm; nucleus
Molecular function (GO): ATP binding; protein serine/threonine kinase activity
Source: RefSeq, a predicted model, not a curated record